AAAGUACACAUACCCCAUACACACAUUCACUCAUUCCUCUUUCUCCUUUGCCACCUUCCUCUCUCUUUUUUCCUCCUCUACCCAAAAAAAAGAUACAAGAAAAUUUCAAUAAUUCAUCCCAUCAAAUAAUCCAUCUAACUUCAAAUAAAUUCUCUUAAUAAUAACAACACCCUUUAAAUUCUAUUUAUACACCCAUUUUCCUAAUAAUAAUACCCUUCUAAGUAAAUUUCUACAAUAUAAUGAGGUGACACACACCAAAAAACAAAAAACAUGAAGAACACUAUAAGGUGUUGCAUAUCUUGCAUCCUACCAUGCGGAGCCUUAGACGUGAUCCGCAUCGUACACUCGAGCGGCCGCGUCGAGGAGAUCUCCGGCACGAUUCGUGCCGGAGAUAUAAUGAAAGCUCACCCUAAACACAUCCUUAAGAAACCAACUUCACGUCCAUCUUCUGACCACGUUGAACCACAGUGUGGUCCUGCUAUUGUUGUAGUCCCACCUGACGCUCAACUCCAACGUGGGAAGAUCUAUUUUCUUAUUCCAGUACAUGAUCAGAAAAAACCAUCAAUCAAAACCACGAAGACACCAACACCACCACCACCACCACCACCACUUUCGAUGGGAUCGACUGUGGUGGUGGGGAGGCGGAAGGUUAAAAGAGAGCAACACAAGAAUAGGGCUCGUUCGAUAUCACUGUCAGUUAAUAAUGUGGUGGUAUCUAGUAGUACUAAAAAUAAUGAUGAUGAUAAAUAUUUGAGUGAUAUAUUAAGUGAGAAGGUUAUAUCAAGGGAAAAAAGAAGAGGACGUGUGGCUGUUUGGAGACCUCAUUUAGAGAGCAUUACUGAAACUCUUAGUGAAGCUGCUUCAUCAUGCUGUGAUCAAUAAUAGUAAUUCAUUUAUUUAUCAUUAUUUCGUGUAUUUUUUUUUUGUUUAAUUUUACUAUUGGUUAUUGAUAAGUUUUUUUUAAGUAAUAAUGAUCUAAUAUAAUAGGGACAAAAGAAAAAAAAGAGAGAUAUAUAUAUGAUGAACAAUUUUGUGUAAAAAGUACUUGAGAUUAUUGGGUAAAAGUGAAGAAACAUAUAAGUUAAAUGUUAAUUAUAUAUAUUAUAAAUGUUUUUGUU
Beta vulgaris subsp. vulgaris (sugar beet) is the source of this 1118-nucleotide messenger RNA. RefSeq lists its product as hypothetical. The transcript has a single exon. Bases 271 to 882 code for a protein of 203 amino acids. Lineage: Eukaryota; Viridiplantae; Streptophyta; Magnoliopsida; Caryophyllales; Amaranthaceae. The record is from RefSeq and is a predicted model, not a curated record.